AAAAGUUCGUAAUUUAGCGAAACGAUGGAAUCCAUAUUCCACAUACAAUUCAUUGUUGGUCUCUCUAUUUUCAACUUAGAUCUAAUUGAUUGCCACAAAACAUUGAAGCUAAGCAUGUGUCCAGCAGAAGAUUAUGACGUCGGAAACGGGAAGUUGAUGUUGAAAGGCGUGGUCUCCUAUAAGCUCAAGUGUCACCCGGGUCACGCAGCCCCAUGGGGCUAUCAGAGCCCGACUUUCAGCUUUUCCUGUAAAGUCGGCAUGCACGGCAUGACAGUGCCACGUGGCUGCAUAAAGUUUACAUUCGCUCAGCGUAGAGUAUCUUACAACAUAAAUCUCAUGGGUGUCACCAAUAACGCAAAUGCCACGAAACUAUGUUCCAGUGAUUUGAUUAGCAUUGAAUCCACGUAUAACGAGACGGUCCAAACCGGGUCUACUUCCACGCUGACCAGAGGAUACUUCUCCGACUGCCAUGUUCUAAACAACUCCGUACAAGUGGAGAUGAUGCUGAUCGACUUACCGGCUCACGGCGGCGUUACUGAAAAUGUUUCCCAGUCCGAAUGGCAGCUGGUAUUACGUUCCUAUGCCAAACUGAAACCACUGUUCUCUGAAUAUGUGACGCUUCAACCAGUGGACGUCUCCAAGGGUCCUCUGCCCGAGAUCACUUCCGCUACGGUGCACAGUUAUUACUGUAAGGAAAACUUUGGAUACCGACAAGAUGGACAUCUCCAUAUCUGCGUGGGCUGCGGUAGAGGGUGGUGGAUGAACACACAGACUCAAACCUGCCACCCCUGUGGACCUGGCUACUACAACGACGAAGAGAGCGCCACCGAUUGCAAGGUAUGCGAGGUGCGUUUCCUCUACGCUCCUUGGGCGUCUAUCAGUCUGGACGACUGCUUCCCGAGGGAGUCAAAACCUUUCGACAGAAGCAAACACAAGGCUCUAGUCUUCCCAUUUGUCUUCAUACUGAUUCUUAUUAUCAUCUUGGUCUUAGGAAGCAAAUUCUUGGUUGGCAGAAGGUCGGAGUAUCGAACCUCUACUUGAUAUAGAUCUUCGAUUCUGUGGUCAAUACUUGCACGUGAAACAUGACCCAAAACCGUUUGCAGGAAAAGAAUACUUCUAUGCUAUUAAAAUACUCAGUCUAAUUAACA
Messenger RNA from Biomphalaria glabrata, 1148 nucleotides. RefSeq lists its product as uncharacterized. Lineage: Eukaryota; Metazoa; Mollusca; Gastropoda; Planorbidae. The record is from RefSeq and is a predicted model, not a curated record. The transcript has 8 exons. Bases 25 to 1041 code for a protein of 338 amino acids.